AUGGUUAGGGCCAUCAAAGCCUGCCGGGACGGGAUUGAUCCCAAGGGAUUAGAGGGAAAAUGGAUUAGCCAUGUGAAAGGCAGAGGUGUGUUUGCUGUGGAUUCCUUUCAGGCAGGAGACUUCCUCCUAGAAUAUAGGGGGAAGUUGACUGAAAGGGAUCCAGGAGAUGGAAGAUAUACGUUUGAAUUUGACCUCAAUGGUAACACAUACUGGUUGGAUGCGACUGCCGAAGACGGUAGCCUUGGCCGCCUCAUCAAUGAUGAUAAGAAGUGUGCUAACGCCACAACAAAAGCUGUGUUGGUGGAUGGGCGGCCAAGGCUAUUCUUCUUUGCUAUCAGUGACAUCCCUGCAGGGAGGGAGGUAACUUAUAGCUACAACAAGGGAACUCCAUGUCCCUAUCCCUGGAGGGUUAAAGUGCCUAAAUACUGGUACCCACUAGCAGGUACCAAGAAAACGUACCUAAAGACAGGUAGACACAUACAGAUAUCCAAAGAUAGGUAUCCACAUGUACCCACUUAA
This is a messenger RNA of Ostrea edulis (European flat oyster), 519 nucleotides long. Its product is annotated as N-lysine methyltransferase KMT5A-like. The transcript is spliced from 4 exons. The coding region runs from base 1 to 519 and encodes 172 amino acids. Gene Ontology annotation, molecular function: protein binding. Lineage: Eukaryota; Metazoa; Mollusca; Bivalvia; Ostreida; Ostreidae. The record is from RefSeq and is a predicted model, not a curated record.